Molecule: messenger RNA, 798 nt
Organism: Letharia lupina
Lineage: Eukaryota; Fungi; Ascomycota; Lecanoromycetes; Lecanorales; Parmeliaceae
Exons: 3
Coding region: 1-798 (265 amino acids)
Source: RefSeq, a predicted model, not a curated record
AUGAAAACGAGAUCCUCGUCCAAAGUAGAGUACCUCGCUACUCUCGCGCCCAAGUCCCUAUCCACGUCUCUUCCAGAUCCAAACCUGGAACGUAUUCCACCCUACCGGAGAAAAAUCGAUGUACGACGCCAGCUUCACCGGCUGGUGGCAGUGGGUGGUCGACAUCGUUCGGUGCUGGCUGCCAUAGGCCUCUUUGGUCAUCCUCUGGUCGAUCGCGGAGAUUGUUGGUCCGCCAGCAGCUUUCAAUCCUCCUAUCAGGCUAUCAAUGCCACCAUCCCGAUCGUGAUCCAAACCUGGAACGUAUUCAACCCCGCCAGGGAAAUCUUGUACGACGCCAGCUUUACCGGCUGGUGGCAGUGGGUGGUCGACUACCUACCUGGACAUGCAUCGCAACAGCUAUCCAUCGCCGAAGGCAAGAACGUGUCUCUAGCGGAGACUGCAACCUACAUCCAGAACAAGCUCGCCGUCAGCAUCUGCAGCACCGCCCAGCAGUACUGCGUCGGACCGGCACUCCGGCAGUACCAGAACACCACCCAGUGCUACGCCUACCUCACGCAACAGACGCGCUUCGGAGAAGCGUACGAGCUCUCGUUUGGGUCGCACCAGACUGAGCUCGCAAAGCAGCUAUCUCUGGCCGCUUCUCUCCGAUCGGCAGCCUCAAAGAUGGAGGGUGAUAGUGUAUCACCGUUGGAUAGGAGACAGCGAGAGAUGGCGCAAAACCUGCGGCUACAAGACACAGGCCUUGAGGGUGAGUACGAUGUUAUGGCUCCUUCCUCGAUGAUGGCCCAGAACGAUUGA